Molecule: messenger RNA, 2058 nt
Organism: Paracoccidioides lutzii Pb01
Product: transketolase
Exons: 6
Coding region: 1-2058 (685 amino acids)
Biological process (GO): pentose-phosphate shunt
Cellular component (GO): cytosol
Molecular function (GO): transketolase activity
Source: RefSeq, a predicted model, not a curated record
AUGGGGGGCUACAACGACGUUGACCAACUGGCCAUUAAUACAAUCCGUGUACUGGCAGUUGAUGCCACCAGCAAGGCAAACUCUGGCCAUCCCGGUGCCCCCAUGGGUCUAGCACCCACCGCUCAUGUCCUUUUCAAUAAAUUCAUGUCCUUCAAUCCAAAGAAUCCCCAAUGGAUAAACAGGGACCGAUUCGUGCUCUCAAACGGACAUGGCUGCAUGCUUCAAUAUGCCCUACUUCACUUGUUUGGAUAUGCCGUCUCGUUAGAUGACCUGAAGGACUUCCGCAGACUUGAUAGUAUUACCCCCGGUCAUCCAGAAGCCCAUGAUACUCCCGGUGUUGAGGUAACCACUGGCCCUCUAGGCCAGGGGUUCGCAAAUGCCGUUGGGCUUGCUAUCGCCCAAGCUCAUACCGGUGCCGUGUUCAACAAACCCGGAUUUGACCUUAUCAAUAACUACACCUACUGCAUCUUUGGCGAUGGAUGUGCUAUGGAAGGUAUCGCCAGUGAAGCAGCUAGCACCGCUGGCCACCUUCAGUUGGGCAACUUGAUUUGCUUGUAUGAUGACAACCAUAUUUCAAUUGAUGGUGACACCAAAGUGGCAUUCACUGAGGACGUCAUGAAGCGAUUUGAAGCGUACGGAUGGCACACUCUUUGGGUUGAGGAUGGUAACAAUGACCUGGCAGGAAUUGAGGCUGCCAUCCAAAUGGCAAAGGAGGUGAAAGACAAGCCAACCGUCAUCAAAGUCACAACCACCAUUGGUUUUGGCUCAGAGCUUCAGGGAACUGGUGGAGUCCAUGGAAACCCUCUGAAGGCUGAUGACAGCAAGGGAGUCAAGAAGCGCUUCGGGUUUGACCCGGAACAGAGCUUUGUUGUUCCUCAACAAGUGUACGAUCUGUACCAUAAAAAGGCUGCCGAAGGAGCUGCGAAGGAACAAGAGUGGAAUGCACUUCUGCAGCAGUACGCGUCAAAGUACCCUGCUGAACAUGCAGAUUUUACCCGCCGGCUUUCCGGAAAACUUCCCGAAGGUUGGGAGAAGAACCUUCCCAGAUACUCCCCAACCGAUCCUGCAAUCGCGUCACGCAAGUUAUCUGAGACUGUUCUCGAGAAAAUCCAUAGCGCUAUCCCCGAGCUUUUGUCCGGCUCGGCUGACUUGACUGGGUCGAAUAACACCAGAUGGAAGGAUGCUGUUGACUUUCAACCACCAAGCACUGGACUAGGUGACUGGACCGGUCGCUAUCUCCGUUACGGUGUCCGCGAGCACGGAAUGGCUGGUAUCAUGAACGGCAUUUCUGCCUACGGAACCCUCAUCCCGGCUGGCGGCACUUUCCUAAACUUCGUGUCCUAUGCUGCUGGCUCUGUCCGUCUGUCUGCCUUAUCACAGGUUCGGGUACUCUAUAUCGCAACUCAUGACUCGAUCGGUCUGGGUGAAGACGGUCCGACCCAUCAGCCCAUUGAAACCCUCGCCCAUUUCCGCGCUUUGCCAAACAUCAUGGUGUGGCGCCCGGCUGACGGCAACGAGACAAGCGCCGCUUAUUAUUCCGCUUUGACAUCGCGACAUACCCCUUCCAUAUUGGCCCUGACCCGGCAGAACCUGCCGCAGCUCGAAGCCUCCAGCAUCGAAAAGGCCAUUCGCGGUGGAUACGUUACUCUGGAGACCGCAAACGCCAACAUCACCCUCGUCAGCUCAGGCUCAGAAGUUAGCCUCUGCAUUGACGCCGCCAAAUAUCUCAAGGAGAGGCACAACAUUCUCGCUCGCGUUGUCUCCAUCCCAUGCUUCGAGGUCUUUGAUGUCCAGGACAAGGAAUAUAGGCUAUCUGUUAUCCCUGACGGCAUUCCAUCCAUGUCUGUUGAGGUCAUGAGCACACUUGGCUGGGACCGGUAUUCUCAUGAGCAGUUCGGUUUGAACCGCUUCGGUGCCUCUGGCCCUUACAAGGAAGUUUACAAGAAAUUCGAAUUCACCCCUGAGGGGAUCAGCAAGCGUGCUGUCGCUACCAUCGAGUUCUACAAGGGCUCUCCGGUCCUCUCACCCAUCAGCCGUGCUUUCCCGCAAAUCAUCUAA